CCUAUUUUAUCAAUAUCCAAAGUUCUUUUUCCUUGUUUCCGUAUCUAAAUUCAUCAAAUUGUUUCUUGUUUUGCUUUGGGAAAGAAGGUUGAUUUUUUUAAUGAACAUGGCUUCGAUUUCUUUAGUUAAUAGUCAAACCCUGAAACCAUUCCCUUCUCUCAACUCUUUUCUCCAUUACAAGCAACCCUGCAUCGUCUCCUUGUACCAUCAUCCGGAUAAGUUACCACCUUCGUUGUCUCUCCCCAAACCCAAAGAAGGCUCUUUUCCAUCGGCUGCUGGACUCAUGGCCAACUCAGUCCCCUCAAGAAAUGGAAAUUAUACAGUGGGUGAUUUCAUGACCAGGAAAGAGGAUUUACAUGUUGUCAAAGCUACAACAAGCGUGGAUGAAGCAUUGGAGUCACUUGUGGAGAGGAGAGUCACUGGUUUCCCAGUGAUUGAUGAUGAUUGGAAUUUGGUCGGCGUUGUUUCCGAUUAUGAUUUGCUGGCACUGGACUCUGUUUCAGGUAGCAGUCAAAAUGACACGACCCUGUUUCCUAAUGUUGAUAGUUCUUGGAAAACAUUCAAUGAAAUACAGAAAUUGAUGAACAAAAACAACGGAAAAGUGGUUGGGGACUUGAUGACACCUUCACCGCUUGUUGUUCGUGAAACAACAAACCUAGAAGACGCUGCUAGGUUGUUGCUCGAGACCAAGUAUCGUCGACUACCGGUGGUAGAUGGUGAUGGCAAGCUAGUUGGAAUCAUUACAAGGGGAAACGUUGUCAGAGCUGCCCUGCAGAUUAAACGUUCGAGUGAAAGGUGAUGCCGAGAUCCGGAGCAGAGAUCGUGAUAGUGUUCUUGAUCUCCUUUUAAGUCGGUCGCCGUUGCCGUGUCCGACUUCCACGUCGAAUUGAGGAAUUUAAUCCCUGUCUGGUGAUACAGGGCAAACGUAGCUUAGCUAGAAUCAUUAAUGCAUUUAAAGUAAACAAAAUACGUAUGUUUUUUGUAUCUACUUCGUUGAUAUUUACUGUCCUUUCUAUUCG
Hibiscus syriacus is the source of this 1019-nucleotide messenger RNA. RefSeq names its product CBS domain-containing protein CBSX2, chloroplastic-like. The coding region runs from base 101 to 799 and encodes 232 amino acids. Lineage: Eukaryota; Viridiplantae; Streptophyta; Magnoliopsida; Malvales; Malvaceae. The transcript is spliced from 8 exons. The record is from RefSeq and is a predicted model, not a curated record.